AGGCAGCCGGGAGCCUCCUCCGGCCUCCCGGAGCGAGCUUGGGGCUCGGAGCCGGGACGAGGGCAGCUCCCGGAGCUCCCCCCCCGGUGCUCGCCGUGCCCCUGCCCCGGUUCCCGUUGAAGCCCGGCGGCAGCGGGCGCCUCUCUUCUCCCCCUGAGGGGGAGCACGGAGCUCCCCUGGGGGCCGCGGGCAGCUGCGGGGCUCUGCCCAUGACUAACGCGAAGGACCCGAAGAGAGCCAUGGAGUCCUCGCCGGCGACCUCCAGCCCUGCAGGCCCCGUCACCUUCUCGCAAGUUUUCGGGCAGCAGUGCCAGCUGAUGGAAGCAGCUGUGGAGUCACUGCACUCCUUGAACGACCAGAUCUCCCAUUUUAUCGUGAACAAGUCAAAAACGCUGGACGAAGACGAAGAUGCCUUUCUGCCUAGUGAGAAGGAAUCUCUGAAAAGUGCCAUGAUGCUGAUGAGGCACCUCUUAAUGGACGCACAGGCCAAAAUCCUGCACAUGAUGGACGACAACAAGCAGCUGGCGCUGCGCAUCGACGGGGCGCUGCAGGCGGCGGGCCAGGAGGUGACGGCGCUGCGCGCCGAGCUGGCCGCCACCGGCCGCCGCCUCGCCGAGCUGGGCAGCGACCCGGCCAUGGAGCACGGCCCGCAAGCGCUGCUGCGAGAAGAGGUGGCCCAGCUGCAGGAGGAGGUCCACCUGCUCCGGCAAAUGAAGGAGAUGCUGUCGAAAGACCUGGAGGAGACGCACGGCACCAAGUCCCCCGAGGUGCUCUCGGCCACCGAGCUCAAGGUGCAGCUGGCACAGAAGGAGCAGGAGCUGGCGCGCGCCAAGGAGGCUCUGCAGGCCAUGAAAGCCGACCGCAAGCGCUUGAAAGCCGAGAAGACGGACCUGGUGAGCCAGAUGCAGCAGCUCUACGCCACGCUGGAGAGCCGCGAGGAGCAGCUCCGCGACUUCAUCCGCAACUACGAGCAGCACCGGAAAGAGAGCGAGGACGCAGUGAAAGCCCUGGCGAAGGAGAAGGACCUGCUGGAGAGGGAGAAGUGGGAGCUGCGGCGGCAAGCCAAGGAGGCGACGGACCACGCCAGCGCCCUGCGCUCCCAGCUCGACCUGAAAGACAACCGCAUGAAGGAGCUGGAGGCCGAGCUGGCCAUGGCCAAGCAGUCCCUGGCCACGCUGACCAAGGACGUCCCCAAGCGCCACUCCUUGGCCAUGCCGGGCGAGACGGUGCUGAACGGCAACCAGGAGUGGGUGCUGCAGGCAGACCUGCCGCUGACGGCCGCCAUCCGGCAGAGCCAGCAGACCCUGUACCACUCCCACCCCCAGCACUCGGCCGACCGGCAAGCGGUCCGGGUGAGCCCCUGCCACUCCCGGCAGCCGUCCAUCAUCUCUGACGCCUCGGCGGCAGAAGGCGACCGCUCGUCCACGCCGAGCGACAUCAACUCGCCCCGGCAUCGGACGCACUCGCUCUGCAACGGGGACAGCCCCGGACCGGUACAGAAGAACUUGCACAACCCCAUUGUACAGUCUCUGGAAGACCUGGAGGACCAAAAACGGAAAAAGAAGAAGGAGAAAAUGGGCUUCGGCUCCAUCUCGCGGGUGUUCGCCCGGGGCAAGCAGCGCAAGUCCCUCGACCCCGGGCUCUUCGACGGCACGGCCCCCGACUACUACAUCGAGGAGGAUGCGGACUGGUGACCCCGAGCACCGCUGUGCAUCCCCCCCAACCCUGCGUGUGCAUCCCCCUGCUGUUGUGUUGUAAUUUCGUUCCCCCUUUUAUUCCAUAUUUUUUUUUGGGGGUUGUUAUUUUAUUUUUGCAUUCCAGUAACUCUUCCUUCUUCGUCCGUCGCUUCGUUUUUUUGUCGUUUUGGGAUUUUUUUUUUUUUUUUUUCGUUUUCUCCCCUCCUUCUUUUGAUGAAACUUGAAACUUGAAGGACUGCUGCGUGUCUGUAAAUAACGGGAAUCUCGUGCACUUUGUGCUUGUGACGUCUCUUGUCCGAAACCGCUGUUUUCCGGAGCCUCUGGAACCCGCCUUGGAGAGGGGGACCCCGCCGUCUUAAGAGACCUUAAAAAAGAAAGGAAGAAAAAGAAAAAAAAGCCACCAAAAUCACGUUCGCCGUGACUGUCCCCCUGGCCAAAAUCCGAGGAGGCAGCACCCGGGCUCGUCGUAACGCCUGCCGGUCUGGAAUAAGUGUUUUCCCUUUCCUUGUGUUGUUUUAAUUUAUUUGCACAAACCCAGAGAGGAGCUAUUCUAACUAAAUUAUUGCAGAAAUUUUGGGGGGGGUUUUAUAUUUUUCCAUGUUGGUGGGGGGGGGCUGGGGGAGGAGGAAGGGGCUCUUUGUACUGUACUGUCCUGGGGCGCUGCCCGCGGGCGGGAGGAUGUGGAUGGGGACCGGGGACCGGCGCGGUCGGACGGCCGCGAGCAUCCUCGUCCCGGCUGCGAGAGCACUUAACGCCUUGGAAAAAAAAAAAAGGACAAAAAAAAAAAAUACACACAAAAAAACGCAACCUCAACGUUUUCUGGGAAAUCAGGCUUCUCCCUGCUUUGUUUUUCCCGGAUUUGGGGUGCUCGCCCUUCGCUGGAAUUAAAACUGGGGGGAAGCGCUGCGAGCUCGGAGCCGGGGGCAGGCGGCGUGGGGCAGCACCGGGUUUUGGGGCAUUAUUGUCGCCGGGGCGCUGGGUACGGCCACGGAGCUCACGCUCCGAAAUCCGCUUAAAACGCCCCAAAAUCACCCCGCCAGCAGCCGCUUCCCCCCCACACACACCACUAACACGCGCCGCGCUCUGCUUACGGCAAGUACCUUACGCUUUAACGCUUACGAUAUAAUUUGAAGCUCUUAAAAAAUGUAUGAAGAUUAUUUAAUAACGCUGCGCUCGUGGAUUGUUUUUCUUAAUUUCGGUAGCGCCCGCCCUGUGUCGAAGGGGAUAUUUUGGCUUACAGCCCAGGAGCCGACCUGCGGCCGCCCUCGUGCUCCGCGCUCCCUCUAUCGUGAUGAUGCUGGGGGGGCCGCGGCGGUGCUGGGGGUGGGCCCGGUGGCCUCUGUCCCUGCAGAAAAAGAUUUUUUAUACAUUUGUCCUUUUUUUUGUUGUUGUUUUGUUUUGGUUUUGUUCUUUUUUUCUCUUCCCUCUCUUUGCAUUUUUCUAAUUUAAACUCUCACCCAACAAACCAGACGAGCAAUCUCCUUGUUAUCAAGUAGUUUCCUUUGCAUUUCAGCUUUUUUUUUUUUGUAAAUUAGGAAAUAAUUCUUAAAAAAAAAUAAAAAAAAAUGACUAAGAGGAUGAUUUAUUUAAAAGAGAACUUCGAGAAAUAGCAUAUGGAUUAUGGGUAACAUUAGAUUUAACUUUUUUCCCCCCGUGAGUGGGGAAGAAUCCUUGAAGGCAUGGAUGCAAAUAUAAAAAAAAAUAAUAAAAAAAAUAUAAAAAAUCUAAAUAAAGCUUAUUUUAAAGUA
Molecule: messenger RNA, 3445 nt
Organism: Anas platyrhynchos (mallard)
Lineage: Eukaryota; Metazoa; Chordata; Aves; Anseriformes; Anatidae
Gene: KAZN
Product: kazrin, periplakin interacting protein
Source: RefSeq, a predicted model, not a curated record